This is a messenger RNA of Tupaia belangeri chinensis (Chinese tree shrew), 796 nucleotides long. RefSeq names its product chromosome unknown C20orf141 homolog (gene CUNH20orf141). The transcript has 2 exons. The record is from RefSeq and is a predicted model, not a curated record. NCBI's taxonomy places the organism in Eukaryota, Metazoa, Chordata, Mammalia, Scandentia, Tupaiidae. The coding region runs from base 203 to 712 and encodes 169 amino acids.
AUGACUGACCAAAGGGGGAGGAGGUGAGGGGGGGCUUGUGGGUGGGUGUUGGGGGGAGGGGGAGAUUCCCAACAAGCCCAGUUCCUCACUGAGCUCACCCUUGAAUGCCUGCCAGGGCCCUACACCCCCCCACCCCGGCCCAGGCCCCCACACUCCAUUCUCCCUACUAACACUAGUUCUUCUGUCCCCUCCACCUACCUCCAUGACCCAGCUCUGCUCACCCAGACACAAAGCUUUUGCAAAUCCCAUCCCAGCCCCUCCCAGGGGCCUGGGUACUGGGGAGGGGGCAGGCGGUGCAGUGCAACCAUGGGUGUUCCCCUGGGACCCUAGCCGGGCCCAGUUCCUGGACAGUGUCCUAGGGCUGGGGGUACUGGGGCUGGCAAUCCGGACGAUCUUCUCUGUGGCAGGCCCAGCCCUGCUAUCGCUGCUGGUGCUGCUACUGGUUUGUUUCCUCACCUUCGACCUGCUCCACAGGCCCACGCCUCCUGCCCAGCCACAACACAGACUGCUCGCAACGCGCCAGAGUCAGGGGGCCGGCGAGGGUCCAGGACAGCGGGCGGCCCUGCUCCUACCUACAGGGACAGUCACAGGACAACCUGGCCUCCGGGAUGUGAUGCUGCUGCUGCUUAUGGGCCUGGGGCUGCUCCUGGGAGCUCAUGGCAUGGCCGCAGCUCCAUUUGGCCUGGCUCUCUGCCUCCAUCUCUGGGCCUGAGCACCCCUUCCCCAAGCACCGAGUGCCCUCCAGAACUACACUGGCCAUCCUGCUCCCUUAGGCUUCUUGUCUCUGUUCUGAGCU